Molecule: messenger RNA, 1026 nt
Organism: Paracoccidioides brasiliensis Pb18
Exons: 8
Coding region: 1-1026 (341 amino acids)
Source: RefSeq, a predicted model, not a curated record
AUGUCGGAAGUUAGAAAGAUUCCCGUUGCGGCUAAUGUGCUUGGGACCAUUGGCACUGUGCUCUGGUGCAUCCAGCUCGUGCCGCAGAUAUGGCAUAAUUGGAGGAAUAAGAGAACUGAUGGAUUGCCAGCGAGUAUGAUGUUUCUAUGGGCUUUAUGUUCUGUGCCCUUCGGCAUCUACAUGAUUCUGCAGCAAGUGAACAUUCCUAUCCAAAUCCAACCUCAAAUAUUUGGCUCGCUGUGUACAAUCUGCUGGGUCCAAAUUUUAUAUUAUAACCAUGGCUACAGCUUGAAAAAAUCAGUUUUCACCGGUGCAAUAACUGCGGCGCUUAUGGGUGGAUGUGAAGCUCUAUUCAUCCUUACUUUGAGGAUUCCAUACAAUAAGGGCAUAACUUGGCCAGCCCUGCUAAUCGGGAUAAUCGCCACCAUCCUCAUUGCGUUAGGGCUCAUUGCUCCCUACUUCGAGCUGCGGAAAAGAAGCGGCCAAGUGAUUGGAAUCAAUUGGUUCUUCCUCUCCCUGGACACCCUGGGCGCCGUUUUCUCCCUACUUGCUUUGGCCGUUGAAGGAACCUUCGACAUCCUAGGCGGUAUCAUGUUUAUCGUCGUCCUCAUCCUCGAACUCGGCAUCUUUGCCAGCCACAUCAUCUGGCGCCUCCAUUUUUGCAAAGAGCGAAAGGCAGCCAAGGCAUCUGGCAUGAGUAUCGAUGAAUAUCUGAGCUCCGGGAGAGCCAUCAGUGGUAGCAGCAGCAGUUGCUGUGAUGGUCGUGGUGGCAUUUGCUAUGAGCCUCCUCCUCCUCCUCCUCCUCCUCCUCCUCCUCCUACUACUACUACUACUACUACUGUUUGUGGUGCUGUUGUUGAAAAGGGGGUGCACAUGGAGCGGAAUCCGUUCGAAGCUGCACCAGCUAGGAAUGUGGUUAUCGGAAAGGGUUCCGUCAAUGCGGAGAACGCGGUAGAUGCAGCUGGAGAUGUCGACUUGGAAUCGCAGAGUCGGUAUAGUUAUGUAAAUGUGGAGGAUACGGAGUAA